UGGAGCUCAGCAGCACGGGGCGGCCGUGAAGAGCUGUGGAUUGUAAUAGUUUGCAGUGGGUGGAUAAGGGUCAUACAGGAGUGUGGUAGGGGACAGGAAACAGGUGUCAGAAAUGACGCAGUAUCAGAGUGCGCGAAGAGAGGGAGUUUCGGACGAGCGCGCACACAUAAACAUGGACCGGCGCUCGUGCUUAUAAGUCAUUUCGUUGAAGCUGUUCUCCUGUGAGCUACUGAACCAUCUCUUCUAAUAUAAUGGCAGUACUAUUGAAUGAAUUCGUGGCUGCAGUGGCCUGAGGGGACAACUCAUCCCCCAAGACCUGACGAAAGCAGACACAUUCAGCUGUUCACCGAAAAAUAUCAGAUGGGUCAAAUGUGAAAUCUGAGGGUUGGAUCGGUUCGGGAAUUGACGGAGCGCUCAAUACAAAUGUUUCAUCAUCAUCUCAUCCCUGUGAUGGCAACACAAGACAAUAAACAAAAGGAAAACGCUGAUCAAAACUUUGAUUACAUGUUCAAGUUGUUGAUCAUCGGAAACAGCAGUGUUGGAAAAACUUCUUUCCUCUUCCGCUACGCUGACGAUACCUUCACCUCUGCCUUCGUCAGCACGGUGGGCAUCGACUUCAAGGUCAAAACCGCCUACAAGAACGACAAACAGAUCAAGCUACAGAUCUGGGACACAGCGGGGCAGGAGAGGUACAGGACUAUCACCACAGCUUACUACAGAGGAGCCAUGGGCUUCAUCCUUAUGUAUGACAUCACUAAUGAAGAGUCUUUUGCUGCAGUGCAGGACUGGGCGACCCAGAUUAAGACGUACUCUUGGGACAAUGCACAGGUGAUACUUGCAGCAAACAAAUGUGAUAUGGAGGAGGAGAGGAUCGUGUCUGUGGACAGUGGAAGAUUAUUAGCAGAACAACUAGGUUUUGAGUUUUUCGAGACUAGUGCAAAGGACAAUAUCAACGUGAAGCAGACAUUUGAACGGUUGGUGGAUAUCAUUUGUGACAAGAUGUCCGACACACUUGAGGUCGACCCCUCCGUUGCCACGGGAGCACCAACUUCCAGACUGACCGACAACCCAAUGCCUCCUCAGCAGUCUGACUGUGGCUGCUAGUGUUUACUGUCCGGGCUGUUUGCUUUUCGUGCCUCGAGUGCUAUUGACAAGCUUCUGUAUUCUGAGGCAAAAACAAGUUUUUGAACCUCAAAUCAUUGACCUGGCUUAAACUCUUUUUUGGCGUGAUUGUAAUCUAUUCACCCUCGGUUCUUUCAAAACCUGUAUUUGACUCUUCCUUCUGUAGAAAACUAAUGAAGAUAUUAUGAGAAAUGUUGUUGGUUUACUAACGCUUUUCUAAAUAUCUUAUUUUGUGUUCUGCAGAAGAAAGAACAUCAUACAGGUUUGGAUUGACGUGAAUGUGAAUAAACCAUGAAAGAAUUUUGGGUUGACUAUCCCUUUUAAGAAAACUGACAUUGCAAACUAGCAAGAUUGUGCCAAAAACAAGCGUCAAAUCUUGUCCUUUUUUCCAUUAUAUCAAUAUAUGGUGUAGUUUCAGGGGUUGCUGUGUAUUCAUAUUAUACAGCAAUAACUUGUAGGAGGCAGAAAUUUGUUGAAUUAAAGUAUCCACAAUCAUUCCCAUGUCUCUCAGGGGAAUUAUAAACAUCUACAUAUUUAUAAAUUCUAUAUGUGUUUAACGUAGGUGUAAUGUAUUAAGAGGGUACUGACAUUUUACGGAUGAGUUUGGAUAUAUGUUUCAAUGCUAAGCUGUAUGUACAGAAAAAGAUGAAAAUGCUUAAAAGUACAUACAAAAUAAAAGUGGCCUUGACAUGG
Triplophysa dalaica is the source of this 1815-nucleotide messenger RNA. It is a transcript of the gene rab3c, whose product is annotated as RAB3C, member RAS oncogene family. The record is from RefSeq and is a predicted model, not a curated record. Gene Ontology annotation, biological process: regulation of exocytosis; protein secretion; protein localization to plasma membrane. Gene Ontology annotation, cellular component: endosome; synaptic vesicle; plasma membrane. Bases 424 to 1104 code for a protein of 226 amino acids. The transcript has 7 exons. Gene Ontology annotation, molecular function: GTP binding; GTPase activity. NCBI's taxonomy places the organism in Eukaryota, Metazoa, Chordata, Actinopteri, Cypriniformes, Nemacheilidae.